Molecule: messenger RNA, 702 nt
Organism: Aspergillus steynii IBT 23096
Lineage: Eukaryota; Fungi; Ascomycota; Eurotiomycetes; Eurotiales; Aspergillaceae
Product: EF-hand superfamily Ca2+-modulated protein
Exons: 2
Coding region: 1-702 (233 amino acids)
Source: RefSeq, a predicted model, not a curated record
AUGCCUCCCAAAAAACGCAGUGCGCCAUCCGCCGGAUCGGCGCCCAAACGAGCGCGCCAGUCCAAACUCGCCAAAGAAAACGACGUCACCGGCGAAGAAGAGAACGAGAUCAAAGAAGUCUUCCACAUCUUCUCCACCAAGAAUGAUGAAUUCAAGAAUGAGAAGGAAGGCGUGAUACCCUGCGAAGAUGUCCGCAAGGCCUUGGUGUAUGUCCCCUCAAUCCCCCCUCGCUCCAGUUCCUUCCUACAUCCGGAUCUCCAAUCUACCUUCCUACCUACCUGCCUAUCUACAUGUCGCCGCGCAAACCCACCCACUAACGACAAUAUCUCAUUCAGAGCCCUCGGCCUCUCCCCCUCCUCAUCCUCAGAACUCAACUCCAUCCUCUCCGCCCUCGACCCCACAGACACCGGCUUCGUGCCCUACGAGCCCUUCCUCUCCGUCGCGGCCGCGAAGCUGCGAUCCCGCGGCGAAGACGCCAUGGUCGCGGAAGUGGACGCCGCGUUCCAGCUCUUCACGAAGGGAUCGGACGGCCCGAUCACGAUAUCCCAUCUGCGACGGAUCGCGCGCGAACUGAAAGAGGAGGGGCUCGGCGACGAUCUGUUCCGCGAUAUGAUUCUCGAGGCGAAUGGCGGCGCGGGCGUCGCUGCGGGGGUGACGUUGGAGCAGUUUCAUGAUGUUAUGAUGAGGGCGGGGGUUUUUUGA